Molecule: messenger RNA, 554 nt
Organism: Solanum lycopersicum (tomato)
Lineage: Eukaryota; Viridiplantae; Streptophyta; Magnoliopsida; Solanales; Solanaceae
Product: zinc finger CCCH domain-containing protein 32
Molecular function (GO): metal ion binding; mRNA binding
Source: RefSeq, a predicted model, not a curated record
AAGUUAUAUGGCUAUAUGUCAUGCAUUUGAAAUUCUUGCAAAACUUUCAUGUAUAAGACUGUAAUGUUAUAAUGCUAGUUGUUCCUGGUUAUGAUUUACAGUACUAUAUGAGGACGGGGAUGUGCAAGUUUGGUGCUUCAUGCAAAUAUCACCAUCCAAGACAGGGAGAGGAAUCACCAAGCCUGGUGAUACAUAACAUUUAUGGUUACCCGCUGCGACCCUCUAAUGAAAAGGAAUGUGCACACUAUAUGAAAACAGGGCACUGUAAAUUUGGUAUCACCUGUAAAUUUAACCAUCCACAGCCAGCUGGUGUGCAAGUUCCAGCAUUAGCAGCUGGACCUUUUCCUUUGCCAGCGGCUGUUCCACCGCCAGCCACUUAUCCAGAACUGCAACCUCUUCCUCCUGUUGAUUCAGCUGAACAAUAUGGAAUGGUUACUGGCCAGUUAUAGGGCCUGCUCUGCUUCCAGGUUUCUAUAUUCCUGACACAUAUGGUCCUAUGCUUUUUCCCCCUAGAGUGGUUCCCGUGUCGGAUUGGACUCCUUAUCUGGAUAUUA